CCUUUUUGGUAUUGUUUGUGCUUGGACCUUAAUUAUCUCACUUUUUAGAAUUUCCCAGCUCUCCUGAACUGUUUUUCUCUUCAGGAUUUCCAUGCAUAGAAUCCUUCCUACUUUUUCUCUUAGCUUGUUGAAGUCAGCUCUCUUGAAAUCUAGAACACUAAUCUGGCUACCUUCAAAUCUCCCUGCUUGGAAUAUGGUGAAUUCUAGAAUUACAUGGUCACUCUCUUCCAAGGUUCGUACCACUUCCACUUCUUCCACCACUUAUUUUCUGUCACUAUGUAUUAAGUCUAAUAUAGUUGAUCCUCUAGUUUCCUUCUCUACCUUUUAGACAAUGAAGUUGUCUGCAAAGUAUAUCAAGAACCUGUUGGAUUCCCAAUUGCACAGAAUUUGACUCCCAGUUGAUGUCAGGGUAGUUGAAAUCCCAAUUAUCACAGUGCUGUAUUUCCUGGAUCGUGGUCAUCUGGUUUGCAAAUAUUUCAUCCCUUAGCCAACUUGCCCAUGGCCAUACUGAGUGGGAAAUUCUGGGAGUUGAAAUCUCAGCACACCAGGAGAGUUAGAUUGGAGAGGGCUAAUGAAGACAAUAACAAACUACCUAAAGAUAUAUCACUUAAUACAAGCCAGUUCCUUAUGUGCCUAUGUUUAAUAAAAGCUCAUAUGAUAUAUAGGUAUACUUUAUUGAAAAGAGAAGUUGAGUAGGCUUAGCGAUAGCUGCAGGUUCAGAUAGUUCAGAGAUGAGAGAUGCGAUUGCAUUGUCAUUGUCGCUGUCUUCUUUCUUGCAGUGCCAGAGCAGGGACCGGACACAUCAUUCCCUUUCAAGUAGAUGAGCCAACUGAAAGGAGCAUCUACAGAGAUGAGUUCUGCUGGAAACCAUAUUCCAAGGCAGAGCCUAUAACAAACGAGCCCGCGACAAUAAAGAACAGGAACAAUCCUCAGCCUGGACAUCAUUUCCUGAUAUGGCAGCUGCCUCGAGAAGAAACACCAUUACCUACAGAUAGUUUUUCGCCAUGGACAAAACCUAUUAGUAAACAAGAGUUGGAGGAGGUACUAAAGAAGCAGUACAAAACAGUAUACACAAGAGAUUAUUUAGGAAUACAACCAGGUGCUCCAAGGGAUGAUAUUACUGCCCCUCCAGACUGGAAAACAUUACUCCCAAGACCUCCAGAUACUGAGUUCAGGCGCCAUUAUCAGCCACAAGUCCGUGCACCUGAAUUAAUGGACUUCACUUGGAAAUACGGGUGUAAUGCAAAACGUAAAGCUCCAGUCAAAGGUGCUGUGCCUUCAAUGACAAUUGCUCAGAUCUGGAAUCAUGAACAUAGCAAACAUCUGUCCACCUAUCAGAGAGAUUUUGGAAAAGAUUAUCUUGAUAUCCUAACAGUUCUGAAUUCUGUGGAUCCAGAAGAAAUUAAAGAAUAUGUGGAAAGAGCUCCUAAGCCAGAAAAAGUAAUCCUUCAGAACUUCCUUGAUAAGGUCAGUGGAGACAAAAUAUCCCAAAGACCUUCCUCAUCAAAGAAGACAGAAGAAAAUCCAAUCAAAUGCAUCUGAAACUUUCCAGGAGAAAAUUCAUCAAUAUCUCAGGGUGGCUGUUUUGAAGUUCAAUAUCCUUAUGAUCUGUCUUAAUAGUAAACCAUUUGAAGACUACAUUUACUUUUCUUAUAUUUGAGAGUUCCUUUAGAAAUCUUAAAAGACUGCAGUGGCACUACCAGUUCCCUAGCAUUGUCAAUAUAAUAUGAAUUGAGGAAGUUUUCAAUUGUUAAUUGCCUAAGUUGUGACAUGCUUGAUAUAUUGCAGAUCAAAUCCCUUUAUCCAUUCCAGUUGCACUAGAGGUUUGAUUCUCAUCCUUGAUAUGAUAACAUAUUAAUUUGUCAAAUGCCUUUGUUUUAAUGUUGUUGCAAUUUUGAGAAAUUUUUA
Messenger RNA from Candoia aspera, 1908 nucleotides. It is a transcript of the gene TEX26, whose product is annotated as testis expressed 26. The transcript has 6 exons. Gene Ontology annotation, cellular component: cytoplasm. NCBI's taxonomy places the organism in Eukaryota, Metazoa, Chordata, Lepidosauria, Squamata, Candoiidae. The record is from RefSeq and is a predicted model, not a curated record. Bases 739 to 1542 code for a protein of 267 amino acids.